GUUCGACGAUGUCGAACUGACUUUUUUUUUGACCAUUCUCGAGCAGGCGGAUUGUUUGAACUGCAGGGGAGCACUCAUAUAGCUUGGACAUAGACAAAUCGGAACUCUCUUUGCUUGUCGUCAAGACAUGGCGCCGGCCUUACCUUCAUCACUGAGUCCACAUGUCUGUAUAUUGUCCACCCCGGAUGUAGAGGAGCUGUUCGAGGCUUCUAGUUUACCUUCUCUGCCUCAGACGCUUCAAUGCUUUGUUCCGCUAUCACAAGUGAUGACGCGUACGACAUCACUCGUCUCAGUUCCUCAUAGCUCAUUUGGUCUACGGUUUUCGGACCUCUCAGAGGUCGAAGAAGCAACACAUGAGGAUGAGGAACAGAGGGCCGCGCGCACUAUGGACUGGAUUGGUGCUCGGAUCAGUCACCGUGCCGGACCAUGGGUUAAGACGGUGGAGGCAAAUCUCACCGCCGGUGCAGAUGGCACUGGCAAGCAAAGCUCCUGGAAGGACAAAACACCGUGGUGGGAGGAGGUGAAGAGAUGCGUGGAAGGUGAUCAUAUACCCAACAGCGAUGAGGGGUGGAAUCAUCCUGUUGCCAUCAUCUUUGCUGUAUCCACAAGAGCGGCCAAUCCUCUACAAGCCCUCCAGGAUCUAAACUCGCGUGCUCUCGACUUUCCGCCAUGGGUCGAUACCACGCAUCUCCGAUACUACCUGAUAAUCCACCCCUCCAACUCGUCCCUCUCAGAUCCCAUAGCUGAGGCCUUGUUCAAUGCGAUCAAGAAGCAGUAUGGCUUACAUAGUUACCUCCUACCCCUCGUACUUCCUAUCGAUCCUCUGCCUGCACCGGUUCCGGUCCCUUCCCUUCCUCCCCACCUUCCACCACCUCCGCAGCCCUCCGCGGCCUGGGAUACCCCUCCUCUUGCUCCGCGUCCCACUCCUGCUGGGCUGGUUGCUCCCGACACCCCGAGACCUGCCAUGUCUCCUAUACCUCGAUCACCUGGCCCACCGGCAUUGAGAGCAGGUCAGCAGCAGAGUGCAGCCAUGCAGGAUUCUCCCGUAGGUCGUACGAUACGGUUGUCCGAGGGUGACAUUCAACAGAUAGGCAAGUUCGUCCGGGAAUUUGUUGUAAUGAGCCUAAUACCCUGGAUGGAGAAGUGUGUGAUCGAUUGGAAUGAAAAUUAUUCAUCAUCGCGUCGCCUGCCAUCUCGCCUCUUCUCUUCUACCCGACGAUUGUUUGGCUCUUCCGCCGCAUCUUCAGCGACUGCGGUUCAUGGCACCAAUGCUUCAGUAUCUUCCAUGUCGUCCCGGUUGGCAUCUCAUGGACCUAAGGAUUCUGUUAGUUCGCUCACGUCAGUGACCUCCCUUGGAACCGCCGUUGGCGCUGUCGUUACACAGCAAAGACGGCUGGCCGAAUUCGCUACUAUGCUAGGAGAUGUCAAGCUUGCUGUCAGUGUCUGGGAGAAUUUGAGGAAAGAAGGCAGAGGAGGUUCUGACAUUCUCCCGCUUCUGUUGGCCCCUUCUCCGGCGCUCGCCUUGCAUGCUGCCCAUGCUCUAUCAACCCUGCAACCGCACAGUCAGACUCUGCAAUUCCCUACUCAAUCGCCUGCACACGCACAAAUACGUGCCCUUUCCUAUGCGGUGCGAUGGGCUGUUGGUAUUGACAGAAAGGAUUUUCUCGGCCCCGUGCUUGAAGGCGAACGGUGGUUAGUUCAAGCCGCUGGUAGUGCAGAAGACCCUCCGAGCACUGUUUUACUCGCGCAUGCCGCACUACUCAGUGAGAGGAAGGGUGCUUUCAGGAGAUCGGCGCUGUGGUAUCUGCUUGCAGCGGAUAGGUUUGAAAAGGUUGGCCUUAAACCAUUGGCUCUGUAUUUCUUCCGCAAGGCGCACGACCUGUACCUGAAGCGCCCAAAGAAAGAAGUUUCUCCAUCUUUCUGGGACAGUGAAGAUGUUGAUCCCGCACAGUGGCGAGGAUUCGAGGCUGUCUUGCCUGGAAUUGAACAUGAACUAGGCCGCCUUCUGUAUACGACAGGUGAUACGGAAGGUGCUGUUCGAUAUUUCCUAGGGCUACUGAGAGGCAGCUCUUGUGAUCACUCACUGCAAGCCGACCCGACUUCAUCUAGAGCGUCUAGCGGAAGAAGCACUCCAGAUGGCCGCAUUUCAACGGACAAAGUGUACCUAGAGGAUUUCAGAGUAGCAUUGAAGCAUUUCAAGACGACUGAGCGAGAGAAAUGGGAAGCUGCUGGUCUUCAGUUGCCAGUAACACUCUGCCAAGCCAAACGCACUAGGGUCAGAUUCACAGGCGAUACUGUUGAAGGGGACCCAGCAGAGUGGGACCGGCUAGAGGAAGACUGGAGUGCAUUCUGGAGACCUCGAGGGAAAGAGCGACUUGAGCGCAGCCGCAAAGCCGCUGUGAAUGAGGACUUCUGGGUUGACCUUGUGAUGACAAACCCUCUCGAUGUCGAUAUCAAUAUAUCCGGACUUUCGAUCACUGUUCGGGAGGCCUCUUCAGAUAACCCCGAGAGUGCGAAGGAACUUGUUGAAGUCGAGGUCAUUGACGGCAUCACGCUAGGAGGGAAGGAAACACGUACGAUCCCCAUUGCGGUCAAGUGCAAACAAUGUGCAUCACUCGUGAUCGAUCAUGUCACAUACGACUUUUUAUCCUUGCUACCAGUAACAGAAUCUUUAGCAAUGCGCGGUUUUAGACUGCACGAUACAUCGCAACAAAGACAAAAUAAAGUGUAUGCGCCUGAUGCUGUUAUCAAGAUUGACGUCGAAGAAGCCCUCCAGCGGCUGCAUACCAGCUUUGUGGACGACGAGCAUCUUGUCUUGGCUCAAGGAGAGUACAAACGCCUCAAUCUGUGGAUCACUAAUUCCGGCACAAAUCCUAUCGGCGAGCUGUGGAUGGUAGCCGGAAGAGAAGAUGAGCUUUGGCUUGAUGUCGACAAGCCGAAUAGCCCAGAACCGUCAAGUGAAGGCUCAUCGGUCGCAGAGCUGAUACAUUCUUCGAAUUCGCUAUCUCCUCGGAUACCGCAUCUCAUAUCAUUGAGUCGCACCCAUGGCUCAUCGGAGCUGAAACCCGAAGAAUCCCUGCAGUUUCCAGUCAUCCUGCAUGCCUCUGAUAUUUGUGAUCGGGACCUAUGCAUCCUUUUCGUGUUUCGCGAAGCGAAUGCAUCAUCAUUUCGUUGCACUCGCGUCAUUAGGCACUAUGAAGUCGCCCCCUUGAUACAAAUAGCGGUUUCGGCGGAGGCAAGCCAGUCGACGGGACAUUUGUUUACAGUGAACGUUGAGGUAGAAAACGCAGCUGAAGGAAGUGUGGUCACUUUGAAACAGCUUAUCGCCAUGAGCCCCAUGUGGACGUGUGCCCCGCUGGGUUCAUAUCAAGCGAGCAUUAUGCCGCCAUAUCAAGUUGUCCGAUUUAGUCUGGGUGCUGUACCAUGGCAGCAAAGGUCGGAUCCUGUGGACACCGUCCGGUUUGUCACCAACAAGCUCCGAGGCGUACUGCACGGUGACCAACCAGAUCUGACGAGGCCGCCACCAAUAGAUCUCAUUUGCAGGCAUGUGUUUGAUGACUCCAAUUCCAACCCACUUCUAACGGCAGACAUGAGAACUUUCAUCCAUUGCAACAGACGGACAUAUAGCACUCGAUCUGCUGUUUCAUCUCAUCCCUACAUCCCACCGGACAGCCACCCAGCCAUCUUCCCUUUGUAUAAUCCUCACUCUCUCGACAUUCUGUUGUGCUGGGAGCUCCCAGCAGAAGGCCGUCGUGGACAUGUGCUUAUCCCGGGACUUACACUGGGGGCAGGCCAUGCAUUCCUAAAGGACAUUGUUAAUGAAGCAGAACGGAUGAAAGUUAAACGCUCAAUGUAUGCAGAGACGCAGCGGGAGCGGUUAGAGAUUUUGGGAGCUAUUCGGGAGAGUGAAUGGAAUGUCGAGAUGGACCCGAUCACGGUGACAAUAGACGCAAGCAGUACAGUACGACACGACUUCUCCCGCGGGCCUUGCUGUGUGCAUAUUUCGUUCAUGCUCCGAAACUGUUCACCCACCAACCCUUCACGGGUGGUACUCAAGCUCAACGCCGAGGACGGGAGAGGGUCUCAUACAACUCAGCUCGCCUCUGCGCAUUUCGCUGGUCGUCUAAUACAUCGCAAGGUGUUAGAACCUCUGGGAUCCGUCACGUUCCGUGGGACCGUCUGGGUGACGCGUCCUGGAAACGUCAUCCUGGACGGUUGGGUUGUAGAAACUGAGAUCGGCGAGCAAAGUUUCGUUGAGUCUGAGUCCGCGGCCGUGCCAUGGAAGUCUAGGCAACUUCGAUACGUGCAAGCCCCCCGGGCAGACGACCCGCACUAUGUAACCGUCAUAGACGAUGCGGCGUCAUGAUCGAUGAGACGUGUACAUAUUCAGCCAUUUUCUAUAGCGAAUAGCAAGCCUUUACUACCUGCGUUACUUCAACAGGGACAUCGCAGCUUGCUCAUGCGGGAUAGGUUCCUUCAUGACCUUUCCAAGUACCAUAGUAGUGCUUCUUCGACUCCUUUAAGCCAUCGUUCCGCGAAGGCAUGUUCAUAGACAUUCGCAUCCCAACUGAGGAGCAGCGUGAGUUGCUUCUUUGUGGUGACUGCACCAAGGUAGAAAUACGCUGGCCGUACAUGCAGA
This is a messenger RNA of Laetiporus sulphureus 93-53, 4639 nucleotides long. RefSeq lists its product as uncharacterized. Lineage: Eukaryota; Fungi; Basidiomycota; Agaricomycetes; Polyporales; Laetiporaceae. Bases 128 to 4366 code for a protein of 1412 amino acids. The transcript is spliced from 18 exons. Gene Ontology annotation, cellular component: cytoplasmic vesicle; phagophore assembly site; TRAPPIII protein complex. Gene Ontology annotation, biological process: endoplasmic reticulum to Golgi vesicle-mediated transport; protein localization to phagophore assembly site. The record is from RefSeq and is a predicted model, not a curated record.